Molecule: messenger RNA, 1778 nt
Organism: Etheostoma spectabile (orangethroat darter)
Lineage: Eukaryota; Metazoa; Chordata; Actinopteri; Perciformes; Percidae
Gene: slc66a1
Product: solute carrier family 66 member 1
Exons: 8
Coding region: 223-1143 (306 amino acids)
Cellular component (GO): membrane
Molecular function (GO): basic amino acid transmembrane transporter activity
Source: RefSeq, a predicted model, not a curated record
GUUAUGACGUCCAAGCCUGACGACCAAUCAGCUCACAGAUCCCAAAUUCAUUGCCUCCUUCCGUGUUGUUGUCUGUCUCCGAGGUCUUUUUGUGCUGAUAAGGAUUUUCCCGGCAUGUCGGCGUCCUCACGGGCAGGAUAAAUAUCUUUAUUUAUUUUCACUGUGGCAGUUUGUUGACGUUUUUUGACGUUAAAGACACAGAGCCUUUUCUCUCAGAAGACUAUGUUGACAGACGGAGUCCUCACGCGGUGUUCCUUUGGAUGGAGCACUCAAGGAAACUUAACUUCCCUUUGCCCAAAUGGGACCAAAUGGGUUUGGGAAGGCCUUGGGGAAUGUGCCCAGGAUGCGAGGGACAUGGCCAGCAUCUACCUAGGCCUCUUGUCCAUCCUCUGCUUCAUGGUGUCCUCACUUCCACAGUACUACAGCUCAUGUAAAACGGGGAAUAUGGACAGCGCCCUCUCUAUUUGGUUCCUGCUGUUGUGGUUGGGAGGUGACACCUGCAAUCUGGUGGGCUCCUUCUUGGCAGACCAGCUUCCACUUCAGACAUAUACAGCCGUUUAUUACAUUGUGGCUGACUUGUUGAUGCUGGCCAUGUACAUAUACUACAAGGCGAGUAACAGAACGGUGGAAAGCAGGAGGGUGGUGCAUGUGGUUGGUGUAGUCUGUGUCCUGGGCUUCACCACAAGCCUCGUCCAUCUGCCCGGGUUAGGCACCCAACAGGAAGUAAUUCCUUCUGCGUUCAGAAGUCGUGCCUUGCUCUCAACCUCUGACAUCAAGGCUUUUACCCCUAAAGAGAUUAUUGGUUUCUCCAUCGGCUCUCUGUCGUCACUGCUCUAUCUCUCUUCCAGACUUCCCCAGAUGUACACUAAUUUCAAAAGGAAGUCAACAGAUGGAGUGUCUUACUUUUUGUUUGCACUGAUCAUCCUGGGAAACACCACAUACGGCCUGAGUGUCCUGCUGAAGAACCCUGAUGCGGACCAGGGGGAGAGAAGCUACAUGAUCCAUCACUUGCCGUGGCUCAUCGGCAGCCUCGGCACCCUCUCCUUAGACCUCAUUAUCUCCAUCCAGUUCAUAAUUUACCGCAAUGCUAAGAUGGAGUUGAACGUCAGUCCCGGUGAGACAACGCCUUUGAUCGGGAGCUAGACCAAAAAACCGAGACUGUACUAGUGGGACACUAACAGACGGAUACUCACGGACACUCGCUUCCAAUAAACCUCAAAAUCUCCAACCCAAUCCGGAUGAAAGAAAAUUGUACAUUUUUAGUUCAAUUAUAAAGUUGUAUUUAUUAUGCUCUAAAAUGUUUACAAUAUAUUUCCAUCCGCAAAAGUACUGUAAAUAUAGAAAUAAAUUAGAUUGGAUUUCUAUGACUGUGACAGACAAAGUUUUUCACUUGUGUUCAGCUGCUAUUCUGUGAUUUACACUGCUCUUAAUGUUUGGGUUUAAAAGGACGAUUAAUGGUUUUCGGUGUCGGAUAUUGAUGGGAACACCCCCCGUCACCUGAACUCCUCGUGAUUCUAGGUCACAAUCUCCGUGUGAUGUCAGCCUUCAUAUAGAUGUCCAAAACCUGCAGGUCGCGGUGAUUAGACCACGCAGAGGUGUCUCUAAACUAUAUCCAAUUUCUUUUUUUAAGUUGACAAACACUUUGACAGUUAUGAUGACACUAAUCACUGCACACAUGCAGCGAUGAGUCUGAAGAAGAAAUGUUUUCCAAAACAUUUUUUCCAAGCGUAAAUUGUAUUUAGUCAAUUUUUAAUCAAUGCUCACACCAAGUGCUCUAA